Parathielavia appendiculata is the source of this 795-nucleotide messenger RNA. RefSeq lists its product as uncharacterized. The transcript is spliced from 2 exons. The coding region runs from base 409 to 618 and encodes 69 amino acids. NCBI's taxonomy places the organism in Eukaryota, Fungi, Ascomycota, Sordariomycetes, Sordariales, Chaetomiaceae. The record is from RefSeq and is a predicted model, not a curated record.
GUAGCAGCAGGGUUUUGCAUCUAUCCACUUCUACCCACGCGACCCUUGAAGUAGAUAGAAUAGAUGGAUUAGUCAGCUGGACUGAGAUAGAGUUGAUAGAAUAGAGAGCUAUUCUAUCAACGUAGAUACCAUUCACGUAGAUUGUUCACGGCUUAGCGGAUGAAAUAUGUUCCGAUAACAGGACGCUCACGACAGCUGAACACUUCUACCUAGCCACAAGCCGGUCACCUCAUGCUAUGCCACCUUCAAUUUGAAGUAACAUUUCAUCCUCAAGCGCCUCAAUGCCUGCAUCUCGGAGGGCGGCCGAUUUCGUUAUAAUCAUCCAUCAAUCCGGCUUUCACCCACGAUCCAAUCGUCUGGGCGGCAGAGAUCACUUCAGUCCCGAGCCGUGUCUGUCGUGUCGUUAGCAUGCAGCCAACAGCGGAAAAUAUUCUUGCACACUCGGCUGCCAUCGGCGGGACGUUGAGCACGUCAAAGGCCAUCUUUACCAAUCGGGAAUAUUCGAAUCGGCGGUCCACCCAGUACUUGAUGGGGUCGGCCUUUGAGCACUUACAUCAUUCAACACUAGCCAGGGGUGUUGUGAUGGCAGAGCCAGGCACGCGGGAAGGUCACAUGUGACCUGUCACAUGACCAAGCCCGGCCAGCAUGGGGUGGGAUACAGCGGAAGAGGUCGGAAUGGCACUUCCGUAGAGGGCUUAGGGGGCAGUGGUGGCUAGGGCGGCCUCGAGGAGGCUGUGCGAGGUAAAGUGCCCAGAUAUUAGUAAUCACUUGGCAAUCUACCCACUUUGAAUCUAC